UGUCUUUGAGCCAAGAGCAAAAUGGCGGCUAAUGCAAUGGAAACCGAUGAUUUGGGGCAUUUGCCUUCCAAUACGCUGCGUCGAUCUAAUUCAGCGCCAAAUGUAAGCGCAGCAGUAAUGAGCGAGGCUAUUCCUAUCUUCCAGCCGAUACACACCUCAAGACAAAGACGCUUCUCUACAAGCCAAAUGGCUGUGAAUGUGGUUAGUAAAAAUUCCGCGAAUAAAUGUCAAAGGACGUUCAUUGAUUCUAUAGACUUUGUGCCGUUCUUGUGAUCGAUGAUUUGACUGUAAACUGCAUUUAUCCGUUUUUUAGGGAUCUCCCGCGUCAAGAAUAGAGCAGAUCAAACGAGUGAGUACAAUGUAUCGGGGACCUGGCUUUAGACACUGUAAUUUCAGUUGAUUGCUUCAUUGAGAGUUGUUGCUUUCUGCCGUUUGUUAGCAAGCCUUCCAUUCAUUUCUUAUUUAGCUAUCGUUAUUAAGUUAUUUUUUAUGUCUUAGUGUUUUAGAAGGCUGAAGUUUCCGAUUUUUAAAAUUGUCAAGCUAAAAUAAAAACGGUAUUAACACGCAUUGUUUUGUUUAUUAUCGUGUUAGGAAGCAAGUAUAGAUGAUGUUAGUCUGGAGAAACAAGUUGGAAGGUAACUUAAACUUGGUCGACCGGCAACGCAUAAAUGUUCAAUACCUGAAAAUUAUCCACCUUGCAUUUUAAGUUGUCCGCUAUUAAAACCCUCUAAUAAGUCGUUCCUGCUACAGUUUACAGUUAAGUAUCAGAAAUUAGCUUUGAGAGACAUUUGAGACACUUUAGCUCAAUUUCAAGUCCUUGAUGCAAAAUAAAGCUACCAAAACUAAAAUUGCUUUCAAAUUAUGGAAGAGGUAAAUUUACAAAACAAAUUGAAUAAAAAAAUAUUUUCAUUUAAUUGAUCUUUCUCUCUCUAAGUUAUUAGAGUUAUUGCCUAUAGUUAUAUUCCAAAUGCAGCUUCUAAACAUUUUGAUACUUUGGAAUAUUGUUUAUUGAUAAUUUACAAAACGUAAGCUUAUCUUCUCCACCCAGAGUCUGAGAAUCAGUCUUAAAGACAUGUAUGAAAUAUUCUUUGUAAACAAAGGUGUGUGGUAUGACUGUUCAUCUAAGGCCCUCUAUAAAUGAACUCUUAGGUGACCCUCUUUUUUUAAAAUAAAAACAAAAGUAGGGAUGGUGAAAUGAUGACUAGAAAAUGAAGACUGUUUAGAGCCUGUUUGCAUGGAUGUGGGGGACCCCAGAUAGGUGAGGUUACAUGUGGCGGGUCAUCCCACCUAACAUGAAUGCGUGAUCAAAUUAAAAUGAGAGAUUAUGUGGAAAGGUGGGUUACCCUACCUAAGCGGGUUACCUCACCUUCCUGGGGUUCCCCACCUCCAUGUAAACAGGCCUUUAGUCAGAGCAAAACUCUCUAACCAUGUCCCAGCGGAGUUAGACUCACACAUGACCAGCUUGUGUAUCUUUAAACUUUGGGAAAUGUAUGUAUACUGGGUUCAUCCAGAGUCUUAAAUUCUUGAAAAAGUCUUGAAAUUUGCCCAACAAUUUCCCACACUUGGAAAAAGUCUGGAAAAUAGAGAUAAAGUCUUAAAAAAUGGUAAAAAGUCUUGAGUUGUCUUGAAAGUUACAAUAAGUGCUUUACUGGUGAAAGUUUUUUUCGUGCUGGUCAAAUCUUAUUCAAUCUCACUUGUAUGUUUGCAGCGCAUCAUGGAAAAAGCUUUGUUCCUUCAUUUUUUGAAAGUUCUCUUUUGAUCACCUAUUUGAUAACCGUGAGUCCGGAAAAAGAAAUUAUUGCUUUGGAAAAAGUCUUGUAUUUUGGAUCCAAGAAUCUGUACGAACCCUGUGUAUUUGACCCAAGCAAAUAAUCUUGCCUAUCUCCACUGAAAACAGUAAGUGGUGUUUCCUGCUUUGGUUUCACCUAAGGGAACAUCAAGGGUCUCGGGGAAAAAAAUCACCAUUUUCCUCAGGGUUAGUCAUUUAUUGCUAAGAAUUAACAUUUUGUUCCCCUCUCUUUCUCAGUGAACUUCUUCUUUCGCAUUCUCUCAGUGACUGGACCCUACUGGUAAGUGUCUAUUCCAGUAAAAUUGUGUUAAGACUGACUCACAAUAUGCUCACUUUUGCAGGGCUAGCAAAAAAUGAAUUUCAGCUUGUCCUUUGGGUAAGCAGCUCCCUAAUUUUGCUUGCCCAGGGCCACUUCUUGCCCUUCUUAGUGAAUGAUUUUGUUAGAGGAUCACUUUCCUGGACCCUUUCCUAUUGGGCAAGUAAGCUUUAAAAGUUACUUGCCCAGCAAGAAAAUCUACUUGUCCUGAACUACCAGGUGGGACUUUUUUGAGCCCUGUUUUAAUAGACCUUAUUCACGAUACCCGCCAUCUUUGCACGCGCUUUAGGAUUGAUGGGAUAGAAGCAAUGUUACGUGGUAUUUCAGGGGCUAAACAAAAGGUAAAAUCACAGUCGACUUUGUUUAUUCUCUCAAAGCGAAACGACAAUUUAAUAGUCAUGCAAAAUGUAUGGUUUGAGCUUCAACAAAAUUAAGGCCAUUGUUGCUUGCUGUGAGGACAUCUACAGUUGUCACUGCAUUAAAAAAUAACAGUGAUCACUUCCACCCAUAAGUUGUCAUUAUCGUCUUUAGAAUAAACAGUUGUUCAUUUUCUGUUGUCAAGAAUAAACAAACUCAACCACAAUUUCUUGUAUUGGAAAAAUUUAUCACUUGGUUGCCCCCUGAGAAACUACCUGAGAUCGCUUUUAUCCCAUCAUUCCUUAACCCAUUCGCCCCUGAACCGCCCGCAACUGCCCGUGCGGAUCCAGGUCCUUUCUACCCUUUGUGACAUCAUCAGUUUUAACGGUCAAGGACAACUUUCUUUGCUAACUUGUGCAGAGUGAAGAGAUCUUUCAAACCAUACCAGAAUGAGCACAAUUCAGCCAAGGAUACCGGAGAAAGAAGCAAAAAACCAUGUGACACUGACCCGAAAAUCUCCAUGAAAAUCUUGUUCCAUUACUCACCUACCUUUCCUUUCACCUAAUCCUAAGAUCCUAAAAGCUUUCCUAAAAACUAUUCCCACCGAAAUGAAGCCUACUAAAUGCCCAGCAAGAGAAGGGAGGAGAGAAAGCGAAAAGUAAAAGUCAAGACUGCUGUGUCACUUUUAAACCCAAAAACUCAAAAUUUUGCUUUCUGCGCAUGCCCGAACUUUGCAAGCUGAUAUUUUGCAUCUGGAUCAGAAGGCCGCGAAGUGUACGACCUGCAAACCAGUUUGUGGUAAGUUUUAGCCCUUUAUAGCACAACAGUGACCAGAAAACCACUCGACUAGCUUCAAAACGCAUUGUUCGGCAAAAUCUCCAGGAGUGAAUGGGUUAAAUAAGAACGACCGAGACUAGGUUUUAUGAGCCCACGAGACUGAGCACCCCACCCAAACCCUUGUUUUCACUGAAACAGCUGGACACCAACCUGGUUGAGGUCAUUGUUAUCUAAGGUCCUCCUUCCUUAAGCACGUGCAAAGAUGGCAGGUAUUGAUAAUGAGGUCUAUUAGUUAGGUGGUGGCCUUAAAACCAAGUUACCAUAUGUAUAAAGUUUUUGAACAAUGCUGGCAUGGUUAAAUUCUAUCUCUUAAGCUGAGUGUGUAAGAAUUUACUUUGUUAGUAAUUUGAAUAUAAUUAUAACAUACUAACAGAUUGUCCUUUCUCCUAGGAUCCUGAUAAGAAUGACAUUCAUAUGUACGAACGAAGAAACUCUUUUGAUGAUCAGAGACAACCAUUCUCAUCACCAUCUUCAUCAUCACCACCCAAUCAGAGAGUGAGUACUUAACCAACUGUUGUAUCUGUAUAAUAUACACAAUGUUCUUACCAGAUGGCGGCAUUCUGGCAUUGCCGCACUUUUUUGGGAAAUGCUGCACUAUGAUUAGCCCAAGGGGUCCCAAGGGCACAAAGAAGGAAAAGAAAUUUAUCACAAAACAUACUUAAGCAUGCAUACACAUACGUACAUUUCCCUAUAAUAUAGGCCAAAAUUUAAUUGGUUAUGGCGUCUUAAGAAAAUAGCCAUCAUUGUCUAAGACUCGGACCUAUGAAAACAUUGAGUUAACUGUACCUAAAGAUUGUGAUCGGCUUUUCUCCCUCAUUACCCCCUUUUAGCUUCUUUAUGGGUCCUGUGCACUCCAGUGUACAAAAUCGUGGUAAGAACACUGAAUACAAUGCAGAUAUUGCAAAAAAAGAAAAGGAAGGGAUGUAGUAACAGAAAAAAAAGUGCUCUUCAGUGUCUGUCGUUUCCAUUCAGUUACUACCACACCCACAAGGUUUCAACUCGGUGGCUCUCCUGUGGAUGAAAAAUGAUUCUUUAACCAUUUUGGCCUCAAAACUGUUGGCUCAACUGUUCAUGAAGAUGCCCACUCAUUUUCCUGGAUUAAAUCCUUCACCCAUAACAAUAACCAAAGAUUAUUGUAACUAUAAGUUUUUGCAAUUUAGUGCACUAAAGUGGGUAAAUACAUGUACCAGUGGGUGCAGUGAGAACAACCUCAAAGGCAGCUGAGGAUGCUGUAACAAGAUUAAAACAAUAGAGACCUUUAGGUUCUAAGAUGAGGGUUUAACCUCCUUCAAUAAAGAUAUCCAUGCUGAUUUUUUGGUGAAAAAAAGUAAAAUAAAGCUUCCCCUGCUAAAAAAAACAUCAAUUUUGGGAAAUUCCAAUCUUUCAGUCUUGUCAUUUCAACCAUAAAAGUGGUGCACACAUAUGUACGUACAUUUAAACUAGUUAUCUGAUAUUAGAUAAUAUACUGAUUAAAAGGUUGCCAGGCAGCUUAUUGAUUGUACUGUCAAGAAGAGGUAAAACAAACUCUUUACCAGGAAAUUGAAAUAUUUGAAGCCUAUCUUUUUUUCAUCUGAGAGUUCUAAAGAGUAAUAUGCUUUUUAUCUGUUUGAAUUCUUCUGCCAGGGAGUGACCAUGAGAAAUGCAAGAAGCCUCACUCCAAGUCCAAUACCUAGUCCUACUCGACCAACUUUUACGUAAGUGUCAAAAGAAGAAUUUUUAUUUCUACAGUCGAAGCUCUCCUUGUGACCACUCUCGUAAGCGACCAGCUGUAGCUACGACCACCUUUGUGAAACCCCAUUUGAGUUGUGACUUAAACUUUGUAAUGAAAAGCUCUGGUAAGUGACCACUGCGACCGUGACCACUUUUGGGAUGACCCGACUAGACUUUUCCUUUGUUUUUAGCCUCUCAUAAGUGACCACUCAGCAUCACAUUUGUACAAAUCAACACUUUAAUGAAAGUGCACACUGCGCUAAUGAUUCUAAUAUUUAGAUUUGGGGUUGUUUUGGUCUAAAAAACUGGAUAUAAAGUUUAGCCGUGUCAUAUCAGAUAUAUAGACACUCAUUAAACAUAAACAUUUUCUCUGAAGCACUUGUAAGCGACCACCCUCUGUUUUACCAUGUAGUCGCUUACGAGAGCUUCGACUGUAUUUGUGAGGGCAAAUCUGUAAUUCAUUUGGCCUGAUUUUGACUGUAGUGUCCAGGCUGUUGUAUUUUUCACUCACUCUAUUUUCAUGCUUUAAGAGGAGACUGGGGCAAAUUGUUUGUCUCAGCUGUCAAUUUUAAGAAUAAAAUAAACAGAUAUUAUAUUCUGGCUUUGUGUACAGAGGGUGAGUGGCCUAAAAUGAAAGCCUUGCUCCUAAAUACAGCUAUUUCGAGAAAGGUUGUUAGAUAAACUGCAUGUGACAAUCCCAAAGGGUAUUGUGUGUGGUUUUGAGUUCACUGCUGUUCAAAGCAAUUUGAAAGAAUGGCAAGAGAGGCCAUGGAUGUAUGUUUGUGAGUGCUAAAGGAAGGCAACAAAAGUCAGAACUUCGACAGCUGUAGUGUCAGGAACAGAGUAUUGAUCAUAUCCCAUAUUACCUUUCACAUGCACAUUUUUUCUGACAACCUUUCUUGAAGUAGCUGUAUACCCGGGAAUGAUAACAACUCCUUUUGCUCCAACUCUACUGAACAUACUUUGAAAAAAAACUAGAUCAUGAGCUUUAACUGCAUUUGGCUUAAAAUCAAAAGUUCAGUGUAACUUAGCAUAAAUAUGUGCACGUUAUUGUAAAUUUAGGUGAUAAGGAAGCCUAACGAAGCAGGGGGCAUUAUUAAUAGGCUUCCUCAAGCCAGAUUACUUACCUGCUUGAGUGCAAAGUGUGCAGAAAACAAAAACUUAAGCUACAGGACGACUAUCUAUGGGAUACUUUUUAAGGUGUUUUUGGAGAAACAAUUUUAUAUGGACGAAGAGCUGUUUUGUGAAAUGACUGGAUUGGUUUGGGUUAUUAUAUGUAAGGUCAUUAUGGGGACCAACUGGACUUUAUGCAAUUAACUUUUUCUUUGUAGGCGCAGAAGUCUCAGUCCUGUAUGCUUACGACCAAGUAGUUUAUCAUUAAAAAGAAAAUGUAAGUCAACUUCAAUGCCUUGUAAAUCAUGAUUAGGUGUUACCCAUUUUUUGCCCAAUUUCACCAAUGUCUUGCCCAGAAUACACUUUACACCUGCUUAGGGCCUGUUUACAUGAAGGUGGGGGACCCCAGAUAGGUGAGGUAACAUGUGGUGGGUCACCCCACCUAUCAUGUAAAUGUGAUCAAAUUAUAAUGACAGGCGGGUUGCCCCACCAAAGCUGGUUACUUCACCCAAGUGGGGUCUCCCACCUCCAUGUAAACAGGCCCUCAGACUAGAAGACCAUUUCUUCCUUACUAUGCAUGUCUCCUGGGCUUAAGAAGUAUAAUAUCACGGUAAUGCUCUGUCUAUUUCUCUUUCUUAUGAACUCAAAAUAUAGUAUGAAUAAGUUUCCUCCACUUUUGAACUCAAUAUGAAUACCUAAGUGUGAAUAAAAUGAAGUUGAAAUAUUGAUAUAAUGGAUCUGCUGCAAAUCCUUGUUAGACAGUGUUGAAUGAUGUUGAAUCGGGUUUGAAUAAUUAUUAGUUCAGUUGUUUUUCAUCCAGCAUUUCAUUUGUUGUUAUUAAGCUGGGGCCAUGUCAGUUGUUGGCUAUGUUUUGAACAGGUUUUGCAACAUGAUUUAAUGCGCAAACUCACGCUUAAACUUUGCGUAUAUGGUAUUUAAAUGAUGUGUGCCCUGGAAAAACUAGUGUAAUGAGAAAGAAAACAGAUCUUAUCAGCCCAAAAAUUGGGGUUUGGUACGUAGGCUUCAAAGGAACUCCAUGUUGUAUGGCAGAGCCCCUUUUUUGCCACCUUCAACAAGAUAGAUAAGUAAGGUUUUUCUCCACUCACAGGGUGCUCCUCAUCCUUCGUUUCCCAAUGUCAUUGAACACUGUUUGUUCUUAAAGUGUUUGGUCUGUUAAACAGGUCUUAAAAACAUUAGGGAUCUUAAGAUCUGGUGACGGCGAGAAUGUCAAAAAAGUAUUAGGUUUAAGCAAAACAACAACUUUGCCCAUGCAUCAUGCUUUUCUUGCACAUUUCUUUGCCAUUUUCUUCACUGCAUGAGUACGACAUGAAGAUGUCUAAUUUCCCAACCUGUAGAGGAUGUAAACAAGCAACCACAAAACUCUAAGGGAAUAAAGGUUGAGAGAACGCGAGUUCACUUUUUAAGCGGCGUUUUCGCUGCCAUUGUCAUCCUUGGAUCUCAAGGUCCCUAUUGUUUUGUCUUGAUUACCCAGGUCCAACAGAAGGCAUAACUGAACCAGGUGUAAGCCCAUCAAAGCGCCUCUGCGACAUUUCACCCAUAAACUGUUCACCUGACAUCGACUCAGAGCACCUAAACUUUGAUGAUGAUAACCACAUACACGAAGAUCCUCACAGCUCCUCGGCAUCAGACUCAUCAUCGUCAUCAUCAUCACUGAAUACCACGCCCAUGGUACUUGGAGAGAUUCAUAGACACCCCUUCUCUAUUUGUCGGCCAAAAUUUACUCCUCCAAGGUCACCCCUUGCUGGUCCAUCAACAACACAGAACCAUUCCAGCAGGACGAUAGGAUCUUCACCUUCGUGCUUCACCUUUGCCCCUGUGAGGGAUUGAUGACCAUCCAUGGUGAAGAGGUAAGAAAAUGUCUAACCCCUCCUUAUGUCAAAUAAAAAUCAGAGUUUACUUACUGGACACCCCAGUGCCGGAUCCAAACCUUGAGCUAAAGGGGGGCCCGGUCAUCCAGACCCCUCAGAUAAGGGGGGAGCCUGGUCUCCAAAAAAAUUUUUGUUUGGUCUAAAAAUAAAGGUGGGGGGCGGGCUCCCCGGGCCCCUUCCUUGGAUCCGCCACUCCAUCCAUCGAGGCCCCCUUGGAGUGGGUACGUGUGUCCCUAAUCUGAAUUUCAAAACCCAUCAUUUCAGGUAUUGAGGAGGAAGCCGUGUCCCUGUCGGCAUUUUACAAUUGCUCUUGUGCUUGUCAAAUGUUAGAACCACCUUGUGUAGCAAAAUGAACAGUACCACAGGAAAAUACUGCUCGGUAGCUUUCAUAUGACCGUUCACGCCUAAGGAUUUUAUCCAAAGAGAACCACCUUGUAGAGCAAAAUAAACAGUUCCUCAGCAAAGUACUGCUCAGAAGCUGUCAUUUAAAUGGACACAUUUCAGAUUUCAUCCUUGAGUUCAUAAGUUACAGCUACUUGUUUACACAUCUCUUUUGUUAAUGCAAGGGGUGGUUUGACCGUAACGUGUUAGGAAAUCUUUACCAUUCACUCAGUGAGCUUUCUUAUACUUGCAGGUAUAUUUUUCUAUACAGAGAAUGUAACAGUUUUUAGAGCUUUAUAAAGACAAAUAUUAAUAACCAUUUUGAUAAUGGCAUUAGGUAUACAUAUUAGGAAUAUUGCCUUAAUGUACAUACAACCUACAGAAACGUUUUCAAGUAGACAUAGUUAAUUGUUGGUAGUCCUGUGUUAGUGCAGCAACAUUACUAGUAACCAAUAUCAACCUGUAAAUUUUUAUUUCUCAUCCCUUAACAUUUCUUGAAGCAACUACAAAAUACAGGGCCAUAUUGUAAAGACUUUGACAGAGGUGGCUUGCCGGUUAGCUAGUCAUGAUGAAUGUUUAAAGAACGGGUAUGUGCCGCGUAGACUGUGAGCAGAAAAGAAAGAGGAAAAGCAGGGCUGUGCUCUAGCAGACGCUUGUCUUAUACCGGGCAGCGAAAUAAAUGGCGUAAGGACGCUACACGUCUACCCAAACUUUCCUUGAGUGAACCAACCCCCCCUUCCAGGUAAGUUAGGCAAGCAUUUUAGUGGGUUAACGGCUCUAUGUCUUUUGAAUCGAGGUUGGAGUCUCACCAUUACAAAAAGGUCAAAGGUGGGAUGGGGGUGGUUGAGCCGCUCUGUGGCUCCGUGUGUCUUUUCUGUAGGGACUGGCGAGCUGCCAUGCCACAUGAAAUAACAAUUGAUAACAGAAGAUUAGGCUAGGGAGGGCAAGCGUGAUCGAUCCAAAGUUGAAACGCUUUUGCUCCAACGUUUUGUUUUGCAUAAGUUCUCCGUGAUGGAAGGUCAAGGAUAUCUGAUUGCGUUCUGUGCAUUCCAAGUGGGAGUCCAAAAUGCUGGCUACGUACGUAACGCGCAUGCGUAAUAGCAACCACCUAAUCCAGAUUAGGAUUACGGUCUCCUCUGGUCGCCCGCAAAUAGCAGCCCUUGAUUUUGUAGUUGUGCCCAUUCCUCACCAAACAAGUACUCUACAAUGCCAAAAAGUUUAAGAUUUUGUUAUUACUUGGUGUUGCAGAACACGAAUGUAUACUAUUUAAUUUUUGAAGCCAGGACCAGCUUGCAAAAAAGAUGGACCGGAUCCCAAUAGAGGAUCUAAUGAGCAAUAAGUGAAAAUAUAUAACAAAAGAAGCAAGGCUGAUUUUACAGUCGGGAAUAUAUAUAUAUGUUUUUACCAACAUAUAUAUAUUCCCAACUGUAAAAUCAGCCUUUGCUUGUUUUGUUUUGUAUAUUAUUUAGUAUAUACAAAAAUGUGUGCUAAUCCACCGUACCUAAAAAGCUGGCUACUGGUACAUUUAUCCACAGUUCUUAGCGCAUGAAAACCAUAGAACUGCUCAUAAAAACGCACAGAAAAGUUUUAUAAACUUUAAACCAAGGAUAGGCAAUGUUGCCAUUACAGGGAC
This is a messenger RNA of Porites lobata, 10025 nucleotides long. The record is from the annotation of a GenBank genome assembly. NCBI's taxonomy places the organism in Eukaryota, Metazoa, Cnidaria, Anthozoa, Scleractinia, Poritidae.